Messenger RNA from Rhinolophus ferrumequinum (greater horseshoe bat), 1374 nucleotides. It is a transcript of the gene ACTL7B, whose product is annotated as actin like 7B. NCBI's taxonomy places the organism in Eukaryota, Metazoa, Chordata, Mammalia, Chiroptera, Rhinolophidae. The record is from RefSeq and is a predicted model, not a curated record. The coding region runs from base 50 to 1303 and encodes 417 amino acids. The transcript has a single exon. Gene Ontology annotation, cellular component: cytoplasm; nucleus.
UUCUCCCCACGGAGCUCUCGGAUGUGAGAAAGGUGAGCAAGGAAGGCAGAUGGAGAUGAGGAACAGCCCGAGCCCCAUGCCCAGGGGCAUGGCUCCGGGUGACUCUGGAGAGGCAGGAACACUGCCCGCUUCUGAUACUGGCCUCCAGGACAUGGGUUCAGCCACUCAGCCGAAGGUGAAGCCCAAGAAGGUGCGCAAGAUCAAGGUACUCAUCAUGGACCUGGGCUCGCAGUAUUGUAAGUGCGGCUACGCGGGAGAGCCCAGGCCCACCUACUUCAUCUCCUCCACGGUGGGCAAGCGCUACUCCGAGGUGGCCAACGCGGGCGACACCCGCAAGCAGACCUACGUGGGCCACGAGCUGCUCGACAUGGAGGCGCCUCUGAAGCUGGUUAACCCACUAAAAUACGGCGUCGUGGUGGACUGGGAUUGCGUCCAGCACAUCUGCGAGUACAUCUUCCAUACGGCCAUGAAGAUCCUCCCCGAGGAGCACGCAGUGCUGGUCUCCGACUCCCCACUCAGCCCCAGCAGCAACCGGGAGAAGUAUGCAGAGCUCAUGUUUGAGACCUUUGGCAUCCCUGCCAUGCACGUGACGUGCCAGUCGCUGCUGUCCGUCUACUCUUACGGCAAGAUUGCAGGGCUGGUCGUGGAGAGCGGGCACGGCGUCUCGCACGUGGUGCCCAUCUCCGAGGGCAAUGUGCUGCCAGGCCUGACGGCCCGCGCUGACUACGCUGGAGGCGACCUCACCAACCACCUGCUGCAGCUGCUCAAUGAGGCCGGCCAGAAGUUCACGGAUGACCACCUGCACAUCGUCGAGCACAUCAAGAAGAAGUGCUGCUACUCAGCACUACAGCCCGAGGAGGAGCUCAGGCUGGGCCUGGAGCAUCUGCGUGUGGAAUACGAGCUCCCUGACGGCAAGCUCAUCACCAUUGGCCAGGAGCGCUUCCAGUGCGCCGAGAUGCUCUUCAAGCCCACCCUGGUGGGCAGCAACCAGCCCGGCCUCCCCGCACUCACGGCCACCUGCCUGGGCCACUGCCAGGAGGCGGGCUUCAAGGAGGAGAUGGCCGCCAACGUGCUGCUGUGUGGUGGCUGUACCAUGCUGGAUGGCUUCCCCAGGCGCUUCCAGAGGGAGCUGAACAUCCUCUGCCCUGGGGACAGCCCCACAGUGGCUGCCGCUCCUGAGAGGAAGACGUCUGUGUGGACCGGUGGCUCCAUCCUGGCCUCCCUGCAGGCCUUCCAGCAACUCUGGGUCAGCAAGGAAGAGUUUGAGGAGUGGGGCAGUGCUGCCAUCUACAAAAAGUGCUGAGGGGGGCCAGGCCUUAUGGGCAGUGACCUCAGGCCACUUUAUACAUUUACAGAAUUUCACAUAAAAUUUUA